Molecule: messenger RNA, 3904 nt
Organism: Podospora pseudocomata
Lineage: Eukaryota; Fungi; Ascomycota; Sordariomycetes; Sordariales; Podosporaceae
Exons: 3
Coding region: 1-3717 (1238 amino acids)
Biological process (GO): carbohydrate metabolic process
Molecular function (GO): hexosyltransferase activity; UDP-glycosyltransferase activity
Source: RefSeq, a predicted model, not a curated record
AUGACCGUUGAAGCCACUGGCCGCGUCUCGAUCCAUUUGCUGGAGAAGAACCGGCGCUUGUCUACGCUUCUUGCGCCUGCGAUAGCCAAGAGGUCAAAACCCCCUCCUUUGCCCCCCUUGCCUUCUGGUCCCCUUCCUCCGCCGUAUAUCCCCCCUAACCUUGGUGGUCUGCCGGGACAGACGCCGCCCCCAAAGCUUAACGUUGUUAUUCAGAUUGUCGGGUCAAGAGGUGAUGUCCAGCCUUUUAUUGCGCUGGGCUUGGUCCUGAGGGAUACAUAUGGCCACAGGGUCCGAAUCGCCACGCAUGGGACGUUUAAGAAGUUCGUCGAGGAGAAUGGCCUCGAGUUUUUUGACAUUGGGGGGGACCCGGCGGAGCUGAUGGCGUUUAUGGUGAAGCAUCCGGGGUUGAUGCCUGGCUUCGAGGCCUUGAGGCAGGGGGAGAUCAGGAGGAGGAGGAAGGGGGUGGAGGAGAUGCUGGAGGGGUGCUGGAGGAGCUGUAUCACGCAGGGCGGGGAGGGGGAUAGGCCGUUCGUGGCGGACGCGAUCAUUGCAAACCCGCCGAGCUUUGCGCAUGUGCAUAUUGCGGAGAAGUUGGGGGUGCCGGUACAUGUCAUGUUUACGAUGCCGUGGACACCGACAAGGGCGUUUCCCCAUCCGCUGGCGGAUAUCAUUGCUACCAACGCGGAUGAUGUCCUAACCAAUUAUGUUUCCUAUACCCUGGUUGAGAUGAUGACUUGGCAGGGGCUGGGAGAUGUGAUCAACCGGUUUAGGACAAACGUCCUGGACUUGGAGAGCUUGAGCUUGCUUUGGGCUCCGGGGUUGAUUUCGCGGAUGAGGAUACCGACUACGUACUGCUGGUCACCAGCUCUCAUUCCCAAGCCAGCGGAUUGGGGUGAGGAGGUGUCAGUGUCGGGGUUCUUCUUUCUGAACCUUGAGUCUGGGUACGAGCCUGACCCGACGUUAAAGGCAUUCCUGGAUGCUGGACCGCCGCCGGUAUACAUCGGUUUUGGGUCGAUUGUCGUCGAUGACCCUGAUGCGCUGACCAAGACGAUCUUUGAUGCCGUCAAGCGCACUGGGGUGAGGGCUUUGGUAUCAAAGGGAUGGGGUGGCAUCGGAGGAGAUGCACUGAGCCUUCCGGAGAAUGUCUUCAUGCUCGGGAACUGUCCUCACGACUGGCUGUUCAAGAAGGUGGCGGCCGUGGUACAUCACGGAGGUGCGGGGACCACAGCAGCGGGCAUCAACGCUGGCAAGCCGACCGUCGUUGUGCCUUUCUUUGGAGACCAGAUCUUCUGGGGCAACAUGAUUGCUAGGUCUGGUGCUGGGCCAGCACCAAUUCCGUUCAAGACUUUGACAGCCGAGAACCUCGCGGCUGCUAUUGAGAAGUGCUUGGAGCCGGGUACACAGACCAAGGCGAAGGAGCUCGGACAGAAGAUCAGGGCGGAGAAAGGGGCUGAUGUGGGUGGCAAGACGUUUCAUCAGUUCUUGAAUACUGACAACAUGAGAUGCUCGCUUGCGCCGAGUCGGGUUGCUGUUUGGAGGGUGAGGAGGACGCAUGUCAGGUUGAGUGCGCUGGCGGCGGCGGUGUUGGUUAGGGAGGGAUGGCUGAAGUAUACGGAUCUCAAGCUACAUCGCUCGGUAGAACAUGACACAGACGAGCAGCCCUGGGACCCUGUCUCAGCAGCCACCGCGGCACUCGUUGGAGACUUCAGUGCCUUGACCUUGGCCGUGGCCGAUUUCCCCAGAGAAGUCUUCAAAGGUGCCAAAGAAAACAAAAAGGCCAAGGAAAAGAGCAGCUACAGUGAAGCCUCGAGCUCCAGGUCAACAAUCGUCGGCGACAGAAACAGCGUCCUUGUUGAUGAUGCAGCCUCCAUCUCAGCCAGCACCAUCUCACCCAGCUCCUCUCAUCAACGAACCACCUCCCACGCCGCCGACGCAGCCAGCAUCAGCUCCAACUCUACCACUCCCACCGCCUUCACCAGAAUCGACACCGGCACCGGGACCGACACCUCCUCCAAGCUCUCCCCUCCCCCCACCCGAGCAUCGGGCUCAAGCUCCCCCAACCGCGAACCCUUCAACCUCGACCUUGCGGUAGGAGCAGGCAAAGGCGCCAUGCGCAUCCUAGGCGUGGGCGCAAAAGUCCACACCAACUUCUGCCUGGGCGUCGCCCGCGGCUUUCGCAACGCACCAAAGCUCUACCACGAUGAGACAGUCCGUCCAGUGGAGAAGGUCACCGGUUUCAGCUCUGGCGUCCGCGUAGCUGGCAAGGAGUUCAGCCUGGGUGUCUAUGAUGGCGUCUCUGGCCUCUUUACCCAGCCCUGGAAAGGCGCACAGAAGGAAGGCCCCGUUGGCCUGGUCAAGGGUUUUGGCAAGGGAGUAGGCGGGUUCUUCCUCAAGAACUCGGCUGCCUUGUGGUCGAUCCCGGCGUAUUUCUCCCAGGGGGUGCAAGUUCAGAUGAGGAAGAGUUACUUCUCCAAGACGGAGGUGAUGGGGUACAUCAUUGCCAGUCGGGCCAAGCAAGGGGAGGAGGACCUCGAGUUCUCGACCGAGGAGGAGAGGAGGGAUAUCUUGGCGAGAUGGAGGGAGAUGAGGCAGGAUGGGCAUGAUUUGAAGGGGUUGUACUCCCGGUAUAAGGAUAUCAAGAAUGAGGAUAGGGAGUUGAGCGGCGAGGGCAGUAGCAAUAACAAGGAGGAAGAGCCAAAGACGGGAUGGCUCAGGACGAGGGGGUUGAGUUUUGAUAAGAGGAAGGAGUUGCAUAGACAAAAGGAGGAGUGGAGGAGGACCCAUCAGGGAGGAGCGGCGUCGCCGAUGUCACCUGGAGAUGUGACGCCUCCGGAGAGGGGGAUGAGCAGAGGGAGUGCGAGCUCUAGCACGAACAAUAUGCUGAUGGCGCUGGAUGAUCAUGAGGCUAUUGAGGCUGCGAUUCGGGAGUCGGUGCAGAGGACUUCGAAUGGAAAUCCGGAGGAGGAUGCGGCGAUUGAGCAACUGGUUAGGGCGAGUGUUAUGGGGAUGAGGAGGCAGGCGGCGGAGAGGGCGUUGGCGGCUGCGGAGAACCAGGCUGUGGACAAUCGGGGAGCCUCUGGGCAGAAUACACCCCCCGAGAGACCGCCGCAGUUCGACGCUGGGUGGCCGGUGGAUUUCAAGGGGAAUUAUAUCUCUGAUGAGGAGUUCACCAACAUCACGGAUGAGGAAUACCAAGCUUUGAUCGAAGAGGCGGUGAGGCAGAGCUUGAUGGAGGAGCAGGCUGAUCAGCAGGGGCAGUCGUAUCAGCCCUAUUAUGCUGAUGAGAAAGCGGCCUUGAGGAAUCUGCAGAGGAAGCCUGUGCCGAGUCCCCGAGCUGAAGCGUUUGAGCUGCCGGGGAACAGUGGCGGCACGCCUCCUCAGCGAAACAGCAAUGACCGUGACGACGAAGAGGAGCAACUUCGCCGAGCUCUGGAGGAGUCAGAGAAGGAGUUUAGAAAAGACAAGGAGAAGCUCCAACGGCAGAUGACAGAAGAGGAGAUUGUGCUCGAGUAUGUCAAGAAACAGAGCUUGCAGGAGGAGGAGUUUAAGCGGGCGACGCGGCAGAGCGGAUCGCGGGAGGGGAAGGGGAAGGAUGUUUCCGAGUCGUGGGAGGUGUUGAAUGAGUAUUCGGAUGAGGACGAUGAAGAUUUGAAGAGGGCGUUGGAGGAGAGCUUGAGGAUGGCGAAUAAGGGGAGAGACGGAGGGCCGUCUGCUUGAGUUUUGGGGGGGUCAUGAAGAAUGUAGAGAUUGGCAUGGGAAGGGGGAAAAAGGGUUUUGUUGAAAAGAUGCAUGGAAAAUAGCGAUAGAAAUACCCCGAUUUCUUUAUUUUUUCCCCCAUUGUUUUAUCUUGUUUAUUAUUCUAUAGCAAUCAAUCAAUCCACUUUGUCUCUAAACAUAAAACCAC